CAAGCUUAUCCCCUAAAACCCUAAAAUUUCUCACUCCCCUCGACUAGGGUUUUGCGCUCAUCACCUUCAAAUCUCAUUCUAUUCUCAAAUUCGAUCGCCAAUCCAACGGCUUUAUCAGCGAUGGACUCCCAAAUACGCCUCAACUUCAGUAAUUUCCUGGGCCAAAACUACGAACUUGCACUAAACCAAUCGAUUCAAACCCUCUUAGAUUCACUUCAUGAACCCAACUUCGAUUCCUCUGUUUUUGCCUCAAUUUUUCUCGAACUACUGCAAUCUAGGAUAGACCCACCGCUUGAAACCAUCUGGGUUUACUCAGCUUUGACCUUUCUCAAUCUUAGUUCACAAAAAGAGCGGUCUUUUGAUCGACUUGCAGUUACAAAAGAGUUGUUUCAGUUGAUUUCUUCUUGUUCUGUUUCCUCUAGUUCUUCAAAAAGUAUUGCGUUAAUGGCUCCGGUUUUAUGUAAUUUGUAUAGUGUUAUUAUUGAUUUGAAGGAAAAAGAUAUGGGUUUUAAGGCCGAGAGAAAAGCUAUGAGAAAGAUCAAGGCUUUGGUUGAUGUGAUUCUUGGGUAUAUUAAUGUGUGUUGUGAGGGUUUAAGAGGUGAUGGUGAUUCGGACAAGUUACAAAUGGGUUCAGAUAAUAUGACAAUGCCUUUGGAGGAUUUGGUUAGUGUUUGGAUUGGGGAUAGGUUGGUGGAAAAGGGGGUGGAGGGUUUGAGUGUGUUUUUCCCGCUUUUGACUGUUGACAUUGUUGAAUGGUUGCAUAAUGGAGAAUGCGGAAUCAGUGAGCUAGCUGGGGUUGUGAUUUUGGAGGCUUUUUUGCUGAAAUUGUGGCUGGGAAUUUGCGAGGGGGAUAUGAAAAUGGACUUGAAGAAUGAAUUGAGGACUUGGGCUGUUGGUUCCGUUACUGGUUUUCAAAACAUCCACUUCUUCGAGACCCUGGUGAGGAUGCUGCUGGAGCCAACUUUGCCGGUAACCUGCCUAUUGAAUUUGGAAGAUGAGGUUUUUAUGAGAGAAGUUCUGUAUGAUGCCGUGAUAUUGGUGGAGUAUGCUUUCCUUAAUCCUUACAUUGUGGAUCAUUUAUCUCCCAAGACCAUAAGAAGGCUUGCUAUUGCAAGAUUGAUGGUUACCCAUGAAGCCAUAGAGUUAUUUAGGAAACAGGGGCAUCAGACAAAAGCUCUCUCUUACACAACUGCGUUCUCUGGUUCUCACUUGCAUUCCCAACUAAUGAAAUGGGUCACAAGUGAGAUUGGGAUGGAGAGCAAAGACAGUGGACCAAAUGGAUCUUCUCCCAAGGCCUUUUUAAAGUGGUUGGUUCGCCUAGAGAACAAAGGGAUAAGAUUACUUGAUGGCUGCUUGUCAAAACAUCGUGCCCAAUUAGUACUUGACAAUUCAAAAGAAGACUACGGGCAAUCAGCAUAUAAAACAGAUGGGAAUAAAGCGGAUGCUGAUCUCCUCUUUUACAUAGAUAACAAAGGGGAAGAAAAAGAUGGGAACGAGGAAGAUGAAAAGACGAAUAUUCCAUGA
Molecule: messenger RNA, 1524 nt
Organism: Ilex paraguariensis (yerba mate)
Lineage: Eukaryota; Viridiplantae; Streptophyta; Magnoliopsida; Aquifoliales; Aquifoliaceae
Source: the annotation of a GenBank genome assembly